Molecule: messenger RNA, 2317 nt
Organism: Juglans microcarpa x Juglans regia
Lineage: Eukaryota; Viridiplantae; Streptophyta; Magnoliopsida; Fagales; Juglandaceae
Product: heat shock protein 83
Exons: 4
Coding region: 124-2235 (703 amino acids)
Biological process (GO): protein stabilization; cellular response to heat; protein folding
Cellular component (GO): perinuclear region of cytoplasm; plasma membrane; protein-containing complex
Molecular function (GO): ATP-dependent protein folding chaperone; ATP hydrolysis activity; ATP binding
Source: RefSeq, a predicted model, not a curated record
UUCUUCUUUCGCUAAUCUAAUUCCCAAGCAAUCUCUGAUACUCUCUCUCUCUCUCUCUCAAGCAUCUUUCUGUAGCUUCUCUUCGAUUUCCUUUAUUUUUUCCUCUCGAAGCAAUUGGUGUGAAUGGCGGACGUGCAGAUGGCUGAUGCCGAGACCUUCGCUUUUCAGGCUGAGAUCAACCAGCUCUUGAGCUUGAUCAUCAACACCUUUUACAGCAACAAGGAGAUUUUCCUUCGCGAGCUUAUCAGCAAUGCCUCUGAUGCUUUGGAUAAGAUCCGAUUUGAGAGUCUCACGGACAAGAGCAAGCUAGAUGCUCAACCGGAGCUCUUCAUUAGGAUCGUCCCUGACAAGGUCAACAAGUCCCUCUCUAUCAUUGACAGUGGCGUCGGCAUGACCAAAGCAGAUUUGGUUAACAACUUGGGGACAAUUGCGAGAUCGGGGACCAAGGAAUUCAUGGAGGCGUUGCAGGCCGGAGCAGAUGUGAGCAUGAUUGGUCAAUUCGGUGUGGGUUUCUACUCGGCUUACCUUGUUGCGGAGAAGGUCAUUGUAACCACGAAGCACAACGACGAUGAGCAGUACAUCUGGGAAUCCCAAGCCGGUGGUUCAUUCACCGUGACAAGGGACGUUAACGGAGAGCAACUUGGCAGGGGCACUAAGAUCACCCUCUUCCUCAAGGAGGACCAGUUGGAAUACUUGGAGGAGAGGAGGAUUAAGGACCUUGUGAAGAAGCAUUCUGAGUUCAUUAGUUACCCCAUUUACCUCUGGACCGAGAAGACGACUGAGAAGGAGAUCAGUGAUGAUGAAGAUGAAGAACCCAAGAAGGAAGAGGAAGGAGAUGUGGAGGAUGUGGAUGAGGAAAAGGAGACCAAGUCGAAGAAGAAGAAGAUUAAGGAAGUUUCUCACGAAUGGCAACUCAUCAACAAGCAGAAACCCAUCUGGUUGCGCAAGCCGGAGGAGAUCACCAAAGAUGAAUACGCUUCCUUCUAUAAGAGUUUGACCAAUGACUGGGAAGAACACCUCGCUGUCAAGCACUUUUCUGUCGAGGGUCAGCUUGAGUUCAAGGCCAUUCUGUUUGUUCCGAAGAGGGCUCCAUUCGAUCUGUUCGACACACGCAAGAAGAUGAACAACAUCAAACUCUAUGUUCGGAGGGUGUUCAUUAUGGACAACUGCGAGGAGCUGAUCCCCGAGUACCUCGGAUUCGUCAAGGGUGUGGUGGAUUCCGACGAUCUGCCAUUGAACAUCUCGCGUGAGAUGUUACAGCAGAACAAGAUUUUGAAGGUGAUCAGGAAGAACCUUGUCAAGAAGUGCAUUGAGAUGUUCAAUGAGAUUGCCGAAAAUAAGGAGGACUACAACAAGUUUUAUGAAGCUUUCUCUAAGAACUUGAAACUCGGAAUUCAUGAAGACAGUCAGAAUAGGGCCAAAUUGGCUGAUUUGCUCCGGUACCACUCCACGAAAAGCGGUGACGAGCUGACGAGUUUGAAGGACUACGUGACUCGAAUGAAGGAGGGUCAGAAGGAGAUUUACUACAUUACUGGUGAGAGCAAGAAGGCCGUGGAGAACUCUCCAUUCUUGGAGAGGCUUAAGAAGAAGGGCUACGAGGUGCUCUUUAUGGUUGAUGCAAUUGAUGAGUAUGCCGUUGGGCAGUUGAAGGAGUACGAUGGUAAGAAACUGGUUUCUGCUACGAAGGAGGGUUUGAAGCUCGAGGAUGAGAGCGAGGAGGAGAAGCAGAAAAAGGAGGAGAAGAAGAAGUCGUUCGAGAACCUUUGCAAGACGAUGAAGGAUAUAUUGGGAGACAGAGUGGAGAAGGUCGUCGUAUCUGACAGAAUUGUGGACUCUCCGUGCUGCUUGGUGACCGGGGAGUACGGUUGGACCGCGAACAUGGAGAGGAUCAUGAAAGCACAGGCACUAAGGGAUAGCAGCAUGAGCUCCUACAUGUCGAGCAAAAAGACGAUGGAAAUUAACCCUGACAACGGUAUCAUGGAGGAGCUGAGGAAGAGGGCAGAGGCUGACAAGAACGAUAAGUCGGUGAAGGACCUUGUGUUGCUGCUCUACGAGACAGCUCUCUUGACUUCUGGAUUUAGCCUUGAUGAUCCAAAUACGUUUGGUUCUAGGAUUCACAGGAUGUUGAAGCUUGGUCUUAGCAUUGACGAGGAAGAGACUGGAGUAGAGGAUGCAGACAUGCCUCCGUUGGAGGAAGAUGCCGCCGAGGAGAGCAAGAUGGAAGAAGUGGACUAAUGUUCUGGGUUUUGGGGGUUCUGUUGGUAGAGUGCAAUUCGGUAUUUCGGUCCUAUGUUAGAAGCGUGAGCCUGACUGUUCA